GGGUGAGGGGAUUGCUAUAUCGAGGACGCGUUUCAAACUUUUCCCGCAAACCUUUGGAGGAGGAAGAGAACAGCGCACGAAAGACCAUGAAAGACUACGAGAUUGAAGAGAAAAAGCAGGCAGCUGCUGACGUUUUAUUUCAGUACUCGAAAUUUGUGAUGGCAUGCAUAGGGAAUCAGGUUCGCCCCUGUGAUAUGAGGUUACAUUUGAUGAAGGAGAUUUCUGGAAUGCCAACUUCUCUAAAGAGGGAGUCACCACAGGUUGCAGCAUCUCCUGAUGCAAUGGGUGAGUCAUCAAGCUCAGGUACAGCUAGACUAGGAUAAUCCAGCCAAUUUUCAAAUACACUUGGGAUAGGAAGGCCAUCCCAGAAAUAUAAACAUCCCUGUGCUGCUUACAGUGAUACAAUAUUAUGUAGAAUUACCUUGCUUCUGUACAAAUGUUUGCGUGCUGGCAUUUUAUAAUAGAGUUUCGCUUUUAAGCUUGUUCUAGUGUUGGUGUAUGUUGAUUCAGCUUGUGUGGAACUUGAAAAGUAUGGUUUCAGAAGGAUCUGUUUUGUGGCACACAUUAUGGUUGAUGAUGUAUUACCUCCGUUAGCUCAUA
Molecule: messenger RNA, 600 nt
Organism: Neltuma alba
Lineage: Eukaryota; Viridiplantae; Streptophyta; Magnoliopsida; Fabales; Fabaceae
Exons: 3
Coding region: 87-323 (78 amino acids)
Source: RefSeq, a predicted model, not a curated record